Molecule: messenger RNA, 1847 nt
Organism: Coccomyxa subellipsoidea C-169
Lineage: Eukaryota; Viridiplantae; Chlorophyta; Trebouxiophyceae; Coccomyxaceae
Product: putative TAF5
Exons: 10
Coding region: 1-1824 (607 amino acids)
Biological process (GO): transcription initiation at RNA polymerase II promoter
Cellular component (GO): transcription factor TFIID complex
Molecular function (GO): protein binding; RNA polymerase II general transcription initiation factor activity
Source: RefSeq, a predicted model, not a curated record
AUGACGCUUGCACCCCAGCCUGAUCCUAAGAAGGGUCUAGUUAAAGAUCUGAUCUACUACCUCACAGCUGAAGAGGAUCCUGCCAAGUACACCAAGAGCUUUGACCGCCUUGCUACCUGGGUGGACAAUUCUUUGGACCAAUACAAGCCGGAACUCAGGCGAAUCCUAUAUCCCGUCUUCAUCCACACAUUUCUGGAGCUAGUGGAAAGGGGAGCGCCCGGUGAGGCAGCGCAGCUCAUGAACCGGUACAAGAAGCAGUUUGGGGAUAAUGCUGCGCACCCAUCCAAGAUGCGCAAGCAGCUGGAUGAUCUGCAAGGCAUCUCUCAGAAGCCCCAGAUCGCCACGAACCGCACGGCCCAGGCGGCUCGUUCCAUGCGAUACCCUGUGAAGCUCAGCACAUACUCCUUCGAGCUGCUGACCCACUUCAUGCAGGCCCACAGACUUGCCCUGCCACUGGGCAUCAUGAAUGAACAUGUAAAUCUGCAGGUGGUCCAAGGGAAGCCAGCAAAACUGGAGCAUGAGCCAGAGGAGGAGGAGGUGUCAUUGCUGACUGGGCACAUGCAGGAGGACGUCUCCGCCACAAACCAGAAGCCUCUGCUGCUUGGCCUCCUCAGGGUCAUGGUGGAGGAGAAGUUUGAGGAGCUGCAAGCGGCCAAAGAGAGCCCGGACAUCCCAGAGGUCGACGAGGACGGCAAGCCGCUGACGAAGAAGGCGCGCACAGCCCUGCUGCGGGCCGCAGAGAAGGAGAAGGAGAAGCGCCUCAGCGCUGCCUCCGACAGGAUCGAACCCCAGGUGCCUUUGCCGCCGAUGCCUGAGGGAUUGGAGGCGGAGCUUCUGGAGGACCUGGAAAGCCGCAUCAGUCUGUCGGACGCUGCGCUGCCGUCAGCAGUCUUCUACACGUUUGUCAACACCCACCAGAGUCUCAACUGCGUCAGCUUCUCCUCCGAUGGCGCCAUGAUUGCUGGCGGCUUUGCGGACUCAUCAGUGCGGGUGUACGAUGCAUCAAAGCGUGCAGCAAAUGGAGCAAAACCGCAGGGGGAUGAGGCGAUAGUGCUGCGUGGCCACUCCAGGCCAGUCUAUGGUCUGGACUUCAGCAUGGACAGCCGGCUGCUGCUGUCUUCUUCCGGCGACGGCACUGUGCGGCUCUGGAGCACAGACCUCUUUGCAAAUCUGGUUGCCUACAGGGGGCACACGUUCCCGGUGUGGGACGUGGCAAUGUGUGGGCAGGGGCACUACUUUGCGAGCGUGUCGGCGGACCGCACGGCGCGCGUGUGGAGCACGGAGCGCGCGCAGCCGCUGCGAACGCUGGUGGGCCACCACUCGGACGUGUCGAUGGCUCGCUGGCACCCCAACUGCCACUACGUGGCCACUGGCUCCCACGACCGCACUGUGCGCCUCUGGGACGUCCGCGACGGCCGCUCCCAGCGCAUCCUCGUCGGCCACCGCGCUGCCAUCACGUCUCUGGAGUUUUCUUCUGACGGGAGCACGCUGUACUCUGGCGAUGAGGAUGGCUGCAUGUCUGCCUGGGAUCUGUCUCAGGCCAAGCGGCUGCACCAUGUGCCAGCGGCGCACUCCGGCCCAGUCUGGUCCCUCGCCACCAGCCACGGCAGCAGCGCUCUGCUCGCAUCAGGUGGUGCAGACAACACCUUGAGGCUGUGGAGCGUGAGUGGCAGCCCAGCUGGGCAGGAUGGCCAGCCCAGCAGUGCCAGUGGCUUGAAGCAGCUGCAGUCUUAUCCCACCAAGGCAACUCCUGUGUUUGCUGUGAAGUUUACUCGGCGCAACCUGCUGUUAGGCAGUGGUGCUCUCACUCUGAGGAAGAAGUAGCCUUGUAACAAACUUUUGGUUUC